GUCUUGCCGCUCGCGGCGGCGCACGGCUUCCGGUUUCACCACGCGGUCGGCGAGAGCGCGAUGCUUCUGGCGUGGCUGCCGGAGGACGAGCCUUGUCCGGUGCCCGACUUUGCCACGCACGUGGUUGGCGUCGGCGGCAUGUGCAUCAACGAGCGGCACGAGGGGGUGCUGGUCGUGCAGGAGCGGCGAGCGGCGACGACGACUUCCCAGGGCAGCUGGAAGUUGCCUGGAGGGCUCGUGGAUCUGGCCGAGGAGCUGGACGCCCUCUCACCCCUGGCACCACCUCGAAAGGUGCUCGAGGAGACGGGCGUGCGGUCCCGCUUCAAGUCGCUGCUCGCGCUCCGCCACCAGCACGGCGCCGCCUUCGGGAGGGACGACGCGUACUGCGUCUGCCUCCUCUCCCCGCUCUCCGCCGAGAUCCGCGCCUGCGAACGCGAGAUCGCCGCUGCCGCCUGGCUGCCGCUGCCCGAGUACUACGAG
Molecule: messenger RNA, 480 nt
Organism: Emiliania huxleyi CCMP1516
Lineage: Eukaryota; Haptophyta; Isochrysidales; Noelaerhabdaceae
Exons: 4
Molecular function (GO): NADH pyrophosphatase activity; ADP-ribose diphosphatase activity; NAD binding
Source: RefSeq, a predicted model, not a curated record